Messenger RNA from Brassicogethes aeneus, 789 nucleotides. Lineage: Eukaryota; Metazoa; Arthropoda; Insecta; Coleoptera; Nitidulidae. The record is from the annotation of a GenBank genome assembly.
AUGGCUGAUACGAGCGAAAGCAGUGCCGAUAAUUCUGUGCAUUCUGAUGUUUCUAGCGAGAAAAAUAGUAAAGUUGACUCGACAUUCGAUGACAGUGACCGUGACCCAGACUAUGAACAAUUUAAAAAAUACAGAGAGUUCUUAAAUGUUCAUGGACUCCAAGGCAGAAUUAAUAAUAUUGUUAGCAAUAAAAUAAAAGGAACACGAGUAUCAGAAAGAGACAAAAGAGGAAACAUGAACCGUUUAAACAAAAUAUCUGAUGAUGAAUUGACAACAAGACUUAAUCUGCACAAGAGUAAAGCCCAGGCAAUGCAACAGUUAUUUAAAAGUAAAACAGAAUGGUCCCAAACUGAUAAGAAGACCUGUGUUAUAUCGUUUGACUUACAGCAAGCGUUACCAAUUCCCAAAUUAACCACUGGUCCCGCAUUUUAUUGCAGGAAAAUAUGGAUGCAUAAUCUAGGAGUCUAUGACUGCACUGGAAACACUGGUCACAUGUUUGGACCGAAAAUGUUGCAAAAAGAGGAAGUGAUGAAGUUGCAUCAAUACUCAAAAUUUCUGACCUCAAAGAUAGGUAAAGCAGAACACAUAGUAUUUUUUACGGAUAAUUGCCCUGGGCAAAACAAGAACUGGCUUGUGAUGGCUUUAUGGUUCCAACUGGUAAAAGAACAAAAGUUUAAGACUAUAACACAACAUUUUUUGUCAGCGGACAUACGCACCUUCCCUCUGAUAGGGAUUUUGCCCUUAUCGAAAAGCGACAUAGAAAAUAUGCUCACUUGUCUACUCCCCUGA